AUGGAUCUGUCGAAACUCUUGGCAGGCCUUUCGUGGGGUAACCCCCUGACAGGGGGAGGCAUGGGUGGGAUAAUUUCCUCGCACGCCAAUCCAGACGUGCCUCUGGCCUUUGAGCGUGCUUCCAGCACCUCAACUGAUGCCCCACCUGACGAAGCGUGGCAGAGCGAGUUGUCCAUGGCUAGCUUUGGUGGCGUUAGCCCCAGCAGCGAGGCCAACAUGUGGUCCAAGCUCGAAGAGGACAACGACAGCCUCCAGCCAGGAGCGAUGGAGGCGAUGAUGAAGGCGUUUCAAGCCUGCGACUACGUUUCUUCCGACCCCGCGAAAGCGGUGCAAAUGGCCGAGACUGCGCUGGAGAUCACGCAUGGCUGCCCCGAGGCCUUCAACGAAGCGUCGAGGCAGAUGCUGAAAGACCACGAGGCGCGGGUCAAGUUUCGCACGGGCAAGAUGUGGGACGACCUGCACCUGCGGCCCUUGUUCCGGGCCAUCCACGGACAGGCCAACACGCUGCGCAAGAUGGGCCGCUACCGCGAGGCCCUCGCGAAGUAUCUCCUGCUCGAGAAAGCCACGUACGCCAACUACCGGUACCACAUGCCGGCCGUGUACCUGGCCCUGGGCAACACCGAAGCCGCCUCGCGCUACCUCGCCAGGUGGGCCGAGCAGGGCUACUCCCUCAGCUCCACCAGUCUGUGCUGGCAUUUCACGCGCGCGCUGCUGGACUUCAAGAUGUCGGCGAGGCCGCGGGCCUGCGAGAUGGGCGAGUACAUUCGAUACGCGGGCGACGCGGGCAAGGCGUCGCUGAUCAAGGCCGUCCAGAACGCGCCGGCGGUGCUGCCCUACCUGGCGGGCCGCAAGGCGAUGCCCGGCGGCCGCCUGCCGCUGUCGCUCCUGUCCGCGGGCAGCCUGUGUGCGGCGGUGAGCUACGUGCGCGCCUACGGGGACCUCUGGCGGCAGACGCCCGGCGCCAUCGAAUGGGCGCAGAAGAACGCCAACACCUUCUUCGCCCUGCUGUUGUUCAGGGAGAAGGACCUCGACCAGGCUCUCGGCGAGGGAAACAAAGUGCUGGGCCUGAAGCGCGACGUGGCAUCGCUGCGGCGGCUGUGCUUCGAGAACGGGGGCAUCUACCCCAACGAGCGUAUCGACUUCAACGGCGCCACGCUCCUCAUGGAGGCCCUGCACACCCCGCACAUACCCCACAACCGCAAGGCGCCGUUCGUGCGCGUGCUGCUCGAGGCCGGCUGCGACCCGUCCCCGUGCGACACUGACGGUCUCAACGCGGUGCACAAGGCGUGCUAUUACGAAUUGGACACGGAGUGCCUCAAGGCGCUUCUCGAGACCGGCUUCGACGCCUGCGCCGACGACCCCAGCGCCCCCGUCCCUUCGCCCAUGCUCAUGACCCUCAACCAAGGCAAUUGGCGUUCGACUGAGAUCAUCCUGGCCAGCCUGCCCAAGGACUCGCCCUAUCUGCGGCAGGAGCACCUGUUCCGCUGGUACGGCGAGCUGGGCCGGUCGGGCGUCUACUUCUGCCUGCGUGGAGGCACCAAGUGCAGCCGCUGCCGCCAGGACCCCAUGCCGCACACCCGCGACCCAGACACCUUCGAGCGCGCCGUCGACGUGCUGCUCCGCUACGGGCUCAACCCCACCUUCGCCAUCGACCGCGAGAUGGCCAAGCACCCUUUGCAUCGAUAUGCAAAGGCGCAAGCGACGAGGCACAAGGCCAGCAGAGGAAACAAAGCCGCGCCGGCGACUGGCAAGCCUGCCGCGACCAUCAAGGCCACCGCUACGCCGGCGGGGAAGACGAAGGCGCGAACAGGAACUGCGACCGGUGCGGCGGCCGGUGCGGGCACCAACGACAAAAAGAAGCAGUCGUGCGCGCGGUGCGGCAAGACGGCCAACAAGGCGUGCGGUGGGUGCAAGCUCGUGUGGUACUGCUCGCGCGAGUGCCAGUCCGACCACUGGCAGCAGUCGCACAAGGCCGCCUGCUCCAAGGUCCACCUCAACCGCGCCCACUAA
Messenger RNA from Acanthamoeba castellanii str. Neff, 2010 nucleotides. RefSeq names its product MYND finger domain containing protein. Lineage: Eukaryota; Discosea; Longamoebia; Acanthamoebidae. The transcript has 11 exons. The coding region runs from base 1 to 2010 and encodes 669 amino acids. Gene Ontology annotation, molecular function: protein binding. The record is from RefSeq and is a predicted model, not a curated record.